CAAUCCAUUCGAAACCAAAAGCAAGAGCGAACCCAACUAGAUCUAAACGAUUCGAUCUCAUACAAAAGACGCAAUUAUGAGGAGACGAAGCCCUCUCCCUCCAAUGUCGUUAUCGUUGUCGCUUUGCUGGGCUCUGUCCUUUUCGGACACUGGCAGGGGGCCUGGCUCUUGCUUCGCCUUUUCUCCCUCGCCUCCGUCGCUCCCUUUUGGUUUGAUUCAACCAACGAGAACCGCAGCAAAGACAACAGUCAAUUCCGGCGCUGAUUCCAAUUCCAAGUCCAAGCGCAUCCGCGCGGCCUCCUCCUCUUCCACGGCCUUGCACCUGGCCGACGAAAUCAAGGACUACCGACGGGGCCUCUCUCAGAUCCACAGCGACACAACGCAGGCGCACGGCGUCCCGUCGAGCGACGGUCCGACCAGUUGCGUCUUCAAAUUUGGCGGAUCCUCCCUCGCCGACGCGGAGCGGAUCGAUCACGUUUCGAAGCUCGUUAAGGACCAGAUCGAAACCCACGGAUACCGGCCCCGCGCCGUGGUGUGCUCGGCCAUGGGCAAGACGACGAAUAACCUCCUGGGGGCCGGAGAGUUUGCGCUGGGUGAGUACAGUGUGUAGAACUUGUUGCGAUGCGUUGUGAGCAAUGCGGUGUAGGAAAAUCGCUACUCUUCGUCCCAUAGCAGUGCAUUCGGGUUGCAACUGCUUGGUGACAAGAACCACACUCGCAAUAUAGUUUUGUUGUUACUUGAUGUGUUACUUGAUGUCUUGCGUUAUGUUGCGUUGUAUUGCGUUACGACUGGAUUUCUUAUAAUGCACCACACAUACGUAGUAUGUAGUAUGCGCUAGAUUGAGACCAUACACUACGCAUGACCAAUGCGCAACGCAACCCAUGCUCGACACGGGAUAAGGAAAACCUGAUAUCCAAGAAACAAGCUGAGAAAAGCAAACGAGCAGGCAAAUUGAAGCAUCAAUCCAUCAACGACCACAAUCCUCAACGUCGCAACCACUGAUUCACAAUUGACCUUCCAUCUUCUUCAUUCUAUCCCGAAAAUACUAUCCUGCCCCUUCGCAUCAUGCCGUGUAAUGUCAUGCAACAAAACACACUCGGUCGUGCCCUUACAAAACACACGCACUACGAUUUCAGAGGGCCGGGUCUCUAUCGACGCCAUCCGCACACUGCACCACAAUGCCAUGGACAAGUUCGGCUUUGCCGAGGACUGUCACACCCGUUCCGACGUCGAUGCUCUACUGGACGAAUGCGAGCAGAUGCUCACCGGCGUCAAGAUGCUGAAGGAGCUUAGCCCGCGGUCUCUUGACCAGCUCGUCUCGUAUGGGGAGAGGUGCUCGGUCCGAAUCGUUGCGACGCGGCUCAACCAACUCGGUGUUCCUGCCCAGUCCUUUGACGCGUGGGACGUCGGGGUGAUCACCGACGACAACUUUGGCGACGCGUUGCUCCUGCCGGAACACGAAGAAGCCGUCCGGAAGGCGUUCCAUCGGAUCGAUCCGGGGGUCGUCGCAGUCGUCACCGGCUUCAUUGGGCACGAUCCAGACGGCCGCAUCACCACGCUGGGCCGUGGGGGCUCCGACCUGACGGCCACGGCCAUCGGGGCGGCCCUCAACCUCGACGAGGUGCAGGUCUGGAAGGACGUCGACGGCAUCCUCAGCACGGACCCACGGGUCGUCCCGAACGCCGUUGCCCUCGACCGGGUCUCCUUCGAGGAGGCCUCCGAGCUAGCCUACUUUGGGGCGCAGGUUCUUCACCCGAUCGCUAUGCAGCCCGCUCGGAAGCACGGCGUCCCGGUCAGGGUCAAAAACUCGUACAACCCUGGGGCGGUGGGGACGAUCAUAACGGAGGAGGCCUCCUCAAAGGAACGGUUGGUGAGUUUUCUGUGUAUUGGUUGGUUUCUGCUGUUUGUGCGAGAGAUGCCUCUGCUUCUCGAGAGCUUUCGUGUUGCAUUGUUUGGUCAUUCACAUUUUGUUUUUCUUUGGUUUUCCAGGUAACGGCAAUCACCUACAA
Messenger RNA from Pseudo-nitzschia multistriata, 2009 nucleotides. The record is from the annotation of a GenBank genome assembly. NCBI's taxonomy places the organism in Eukaryota, Bacillariophyta, Bacillariophyceae, Bacillariales, Bacillariaceae.